AUGAGCUUGGCUUACUGGGAUGCAGUCUUCAACAAUCUCAAGGAUGUAAUGGAAGACAAACUGGCUGCUGAUGCUAGCCGGAUAUCCCCUAUAGACGUCAGUCUAAAGGAGAAGGCUCUAUUUCCAGCAUACGCAACUGACGCGUCAAGUAUCUCCCGAUGCUAUUUGUAUGCCAGAAAUCGGGUGCUGGCCAUGUUUAUCUCAAACCCGUUAACGUACCUCCGGGUUGAAGAUGUGCGAAAGCAAUUGGAUUUCUUGCCCGUCUCGAUGGUGCAAGAUGCGUAUAACUUCUGUUUACGGCAGCGACUUAUAAACUUUGGCCUCGUAAACAUAUCUCCGCAACUACCCAUAAACGGCCAAAAACGAAGACCCAAGAUCGUAAUCAUUGGAUCUGGAAUCGCUGGAUUAUCGACUGCCCUCGAACUCCAAACUCUGUUCCAUAACCGGCCCGAUAUAAGUCCUGAUAUAACGAUAUUGGAGGGGAGACAGAGAUCUGGUGGACGCAUUUAUACGUUUCCGCUACUUUCGAAACCGAUGAGCACCUUGGGAUUGGAUGAUGGUGUGAGAGAGCCUGCUUGUGUUGAGCUUGCUGCUCAGAUUGUCACGGGUUUUGGUAGAGGAAACCCAUUGGCUGUGAUACUCAGAAGUCAACUAGGGGUUGAACUACACUACACACGAGGCAGAGGACCAGAAGAUUGUCCGUUGUAUGAUUAUGAUGGAGCACGAGUCAAUGACGAUAAAGACAAGGAGAUUGAGCUACUAUUCAACGCAUGUCUCGAAAAAGCAUGCCAAACAAUCUUGCUCGACGACGGAACACCACAAUUAACGAACGAUGAUCGAGAUACAAUCCGAUCGACCCAACAUGGUGUUGAAGCACCAUCUCUUGGUGCGAUGAUUCAAUACUGGUUGGAACGUGAUCCCAAGUUCCGAUAUAUGACACAUACGGAUCAUCGGUUGUUUUCGUGGCAUGUUGCGCAUCUAGAGUUUGCAAAUGCUACUACGCUAGAGUCUUUGUCGUUGCAUCAUUGGGAUCAGGACGACGAGUAUGGGUUCACGGGUUUCCACGCCAUGAUAAAAGGUGGUUUCUCGCAGUUGCCCGUUUCCUAUGUCGAGAGGCUGAAGGAGUCGAUACAUUAUAACAAGACUGUAGAUAAGAUUAGCUGGAAGGAUGCUGGUAUGGUUGAUGUUAGUUGUACCGAUGGAACCAUUUUGGAGUGUGAUGCUGUGGUGGUGACUGCACCCCUGGGCUCUCUCAAAUCAGGAAUGAUUGAAUUCGAACCACCUCUAAGCAUCUGUGCAUCGCACAAAGCAGCAGCAAUCACAAAUCUCGGAUUUGGACUGCUCAACAAAGUCAUCAUGGUCUUUCCCCGACAGUUCUGGAGGACGGAUAUAGAUUCGUUUGGAUACUUGAACGAGGCAGUCUCACAUAGUCCAGAAGAGUAUUCCAGGAGUCGUGGUAUAUCAUUCCAUAUUUGGAAUUGGACGAAUAUUAAUGGUAUGCCAGUACUGGUUGCUUUCAUUUCUGGGAAGGCUGCGUUGGAGCUUGAGCAGGUUUCUGAUCAGGUGAUUGUUGAAAAGUUGAUGAACAUUCUUACCGCCAUACAUCGUGAUCAAGCACCAAUACCAAAACCCAUCGAGUCUGUUAUUACGAGGUGGUCGAAAGAUCCUUAUGCGAGAGGGAGUUAUAGUUCGAUCUCACCUCGUGCAACAGGUCAAGAUUAUGAUCAUAUGGCUGCUACCAUAGCUGGCAAGAUCUUUUGGGCUGGAGAGCAUACGAAUAGGCAGUAUCCCGCUUCAGUGCAUGGAGCACUCUUAAGUGGAAUGCGAGUAGCCACAUCAAUAGCAGAUAUCAUGAUGGCAUCCAUCAGACCUGCAUGGAUGGGUGAACCUAAAAGAGUACUUGGAAAUGCAUCAAGUUGUCCAAGACCCGAUUGUGGAGUGGACCUUCCUCCGCAUAUCAGCGUCUUCUCGCAUCUCCAAGACCACGUAAAACAAGAACAACAGGCCCAUCAACAACAACGUGCUCCUGAAGCUAUGAAACCACGAAACGAAUUCGUGAAAUCACCCAUUCAAAUCAAACUAGAAACACUACAACGCCGAUCAAUCACGAAAAUAGACACAUCAGCACCCCCAACAAUCAAAUUAACUCAACCAAAACCAAGACAAUCUGAUAAAGUAGAAGCGCCACGCCCAACAGUCAAAUUAUCCGAACCAAGGCCGACUAGUAAACACUCAUCAGACAAGAUAGACAAACUAGCACUACGACAAAUCAGCCUCGCUACUGAACCAAGAUCUAGACAGUCAACUGACCCAAUUCCCAAUAUUCCGACACCACCUGCAAGUUAUAAUCACGUCAAGUGUGAGAAUGACGUGUCUAAAUCGAAUGGAGUCCAUGAAAGUAAUCAGAAUAACGGUAGUAGAAAAGUGAGUGGUAGAGGUGAUAUGCCAGUAACCAAUGGAGCUACUGCUAAUGGGAGAAGUAGCACUACAUCGCCAACAUCCACUGUUAGAAAGGGACCGGAUUCUGAUGCUGAUUCUGUUGUGGUGAAAGUACCUAAACGUGCUCGUUUGGUGUGGAAUGAUGAGGAUCAUGGUGGUAGGAGAAACUGA
Molecule: messenger RNA, 2610 nt
Organism: Synchytrium microbalum
Lineage: Eukaryota; Fungi; Chytridiomycota; Chytridiomycetes; Synchytriales; Synchytriaceae
Exons: 12
Coding region: 1-2610 (869 amino acids)
Molecular function (GO): oxidoreductase activity; protein binding
Source: RefSeq, a predicted model, not a curated record